Molecule: messenger RNA, 4228 nt
Organism: Ochlerotatus camptorhynchus
Lineage: Eukaryota; Metazoa; Arthropoda; Insecta; Diptera; Culicidae
Gene: Ranbp21
Product: exportin-5-like protein Ranbp21
Exons: 7
Coding region: 533-4213 (1226 amino acids)
Biological process (GO): RNA export from nucleus; protein export from nucleus
Cellular component (GO): RNA nuclear export complex; nucleus; cytoplasm
Molecular function (GO): small GTPase binding; RNA binding; nuclear export signal receptor activity
Source: RefSeq, a predicted model, not a curated record
UUCGAGAUUAGGGCGUAAUUGCUUUUGUAAACCAACACUUCAUUGACGAUUUCUCGCGAAUUAAAGCUCAAUCUCAAAAACUAAUAACACAAACAGGUAGACGAAUGGUUCUUCUAUUAUUUGGUAUAGUUCGUUUGAGAGAUUGCUCUUUUAUUUGCGAGAAAUCAGCGAUUGACAUGUUUGUUUACAAAAACAAUUACGCCCAAAUCUGAAAGUUCUCCGGAGUUGUGAGCUGCGAGAAAGAAAAAUUUUGUGGUUAUAAGAAGUGAUCCUGCGAAUCGAAAGGAAGUUUAUCUAAUUUAUCGUGAAGCAUUUAUCCCGUAGAUAUCUGCAAAACAAACACCGAAAACAACCGGAAAUGGUGAACCAUUAGUAGCUGGCGGAAAGUCCGUUGACACAUACACUGAAGGUAGAAUCGGGAGGAAACCGAGUGUGCAGUGCACUGGCCGACAAUUAGAGGAAUUUUAAUUGUUUUCGAGAGAGACCUUGAGGGAGGGUAAUAAGAAGGUUGUGGAACUGAUUUCAUCGCGAAAUGGAACCCGCAGGUGAAGUUGUAGGCCUGGCAAAUGAAUUGGCCCGGGCAGUGAAGAUAACGAUGGAUCCAGCUGCCUCGCAACAGGCUCGUAUGGAUGCCUACGUUGCCUGUGAAAGGUUUAAGGAAGUAUCACCCCUCUGUGCCCAAGCAGGGCUCUUUCUUGUCACAGGAAACUAUCCAGCUGUAGUUCGGCACUUUGGACUGCAGUUGAUGGAGCAUACGGUUAAAUUCAACUGGAAUAACAUUUCUCGACAGGAGAAGAUAUUCAUCAAAGAAAAUUCCAUGAAGUUGCUUGGCGAGGGGGUUGGAGAGGCACAGGACCAGAGCGUUUCGCACAUUAAGGAUGGCUUGUCGAGGAUCAUUGUAGAAAUGAUAAAGCGCGAGUGGCCACAGCAAUGGACGACCCUGUUGGCAGAACUUAGCGAGGCAUGUUCGAAAGGUGUCGCCCAGACGGAGCUGGUUCUGCUAGUAUUCUUACGAUUGGUGGAAGAUGUGGCUCUUCUACAGACAAUUGAAAGUAACCAGCGGCGAAAGGAUAUCUACCAGGCGCUGACGUCGAACAUGGCGGAAAUUUUUGACUUCUUUCUGAGGCUGAUUGAAUUGCACGUGGGAGAAUUUCGGAACGCAACGGCCAUCGGGGACAAGCAUAAGGCACUUGGUCAUAGUCGGGUUGUUCAAGUCGCUUUAUUGACUCUGACUGGGUUCGUGGAAUGGGUGUCUAUAAACCACAUAAUGGCUGCCAAUGGAAGAUUAUUGCAAAUUCUGUGCAUUCUACUGGUUGACGUUGAAUUCCAGCAACCUGCAGCUGAAUGUUUGCUGCAUGUAGUAAAUCGCAAAGGGCAGGUCAAGGACCGGAAGCCAUUGUUGAUCCUUUUUGAUGAAGUUCCUGUGAGUCAUUACUAUCGUGCAGCAUUGCAAACGGAGAGAAUGGGAACUGAAUCCUACUAUCAGUUUCUGAAGAAGCUGGUCCAGGUGCUGAUGGGUCUGACUACUCAAUUGACCGGUUUGUGGGGCAAAGAGGAAUGUCAAAUUCCGCGACAAAGUUUGAUCACAUUCCUGGAAACGGUACUCAUCUUCACCCGGCAUUCGAGCUUCACCUUGUCUCACUAUGCCGCCCUGGUUUGGAUGGGCCUGCUGAAACACGAACAAAUUUCGCGGGAUCCGUUGCUGAUGGAGUACAUUCCCAAGUUGAUCGAGCUGUUCGGUCCUAAGAUAAUCAAAGUUUGCUACCCAGCGUCCCGGCCAACGGAGAUUACAAUGCAUCCGGAAACCUUCAUCAGUCUCGACUAUGAUGACGAGGAAGAAUGGUUAAUUUUCUUCGCCCGGGCUAGGACCGAUUUUCUGGAAAUAUUCCGUCAGGCAACGCUCAUGGCACCCCUCGUGACCUUCUCUUACUGUGAACAAUGGCUCAACGCAAGACUACAGAAAGCGCAUUCCGAACGAAAUACGACCUGUAGCGUAACCGAUCCCGUCUACUUGGAAUGGGAAGCCUUGGUUAACGUGCUGGAUGGUGUCCUCUCGCGGAUUCUAAUGGUGACGGAACGUCCCUCCGUUCCUGCAGGGUUACGUUUGCUGGAGGAAUGCCUCAAGGUCGACUCCACGGACCCGUUGAUCUUCUCUGUGCUUUUAUCCUGCAUUUCGUCGCUGUUCGUGUUUCUCAGCAUGUCGUCGUGUCAGAUCACCGCCGCCAAUUGUGUUGCCAUGUCGGGAGUGCAACUGCUUCCGAGAGUUCUGGAUAAGAUCUUUGCCGCGUUGGUAUUCCAACUACCCGGUGCAAACCGCAUCAAUCAAUGCAUCGCCGUGAAGAACCUCCGACGCCAUGCAGCUUCACUGAUGGUCAAAAUAGCUCACAAGUAUCCCCUACUGUUGCUGCCCAUCUUUGACCAAAUCAACACCAGCGUGCAUAAUCUAAUCCGACAACAAGAUCAGCUUAGCAAUGUGGAACAAAUCACCCUGCUUGAGGCUCUUCUUCUGAUUUCAAACCACUUUUGCGACUACGAGCGACAGAGUAAUUUCGUCACGGAAAUUACCCGCGAAGGAGUUUCACUGUGGAUGCAGUUGGCUCCGGUAGUCAGAAAUGCUCACAGCUUUAUCGACUUUGUCGGAUUGAACAAACCCCCGGUGGAACCGAAUUCCGGCAUUCAAGACCCGUGCAACGUCACCAGGGGUCAAAUAGUGUACGCCCUCAAUUUAAUCCUCGGUAUCAUUAAGCGAUGCUCCUGGCCGGAUGAUCCGGAUCGUUGCUCCCGAGGUGGGUUCGUAGUUGCCCUCACCGAGUCAGGAAAUCCAAUCUGUCGGAAUCCGGCCACGUCGCACGUGGUUCCUCUGUUGCCACACAUCCUAGCGUUGAUGCGAGUGCUCAACGAGCUUUGGAAGCCGGAUUCUUUGGGUGCGCUAAAUGCGCACUUCAAAGGUGCUAACGGCAUGCAGGAACACGAGAAGAAACAACUGCUCGGCGUUACUUUGGUCUACCAAGAUCCAAUGGAUCCUACGACAAAGAAACCACCGACGGCAUUCGAUCGGAUGCAGACGUUUCUGUCGUUGAUCUUUGAGCAUUGCUACCACAUGAUGGGAUCUGCCGGACCUUCCCUUGGUCGCGAUCUGUACGCCCUGCCGGGUAUUGCGGAUGCGCUGAUCGGUAGCAUCUUUGCUUCGCUGGAAAACGUGCCGGACUUCCGUCUGCGUACGAUCAUACGCGUCUUCUUCAAACCGUUCGUCUACUCCUGUGCUCCAAUAUUUCACGAAGCGGUCCUACUGCCCAUCUUUGCCCAUAUUGCACCAUUCAUGCUUUCAAGACUGACCGCCCGUUGGCAGUACAUCACGGCACUGUACGAAUCGGGUGAGCUGGGAGAGGACGUCAACGACACUCAGGAGGUGCUGGAGGAUAUGUUGAACCGUACGCUGACGCGGGAGUACAUCGACGUGAUGAAAGUGGCCCUGGUGGGGAGCACGGUGGAUCCGAUGACACCGAAUGCUACCAACGAGGCCAGCAUGGAUCACGAUGACCAGAGUAUGGACGGGCCACCGCAUGCACUGACCCGAGCGGCCCAAACUGCCAUGACUUCGGAUGUGAUUAGCGACUUGGGUACUAAGCUGCUGCGCAACCAGUACACCUGUACGCCAAUCGUGAUGACCGUGCUGAGUGUCAUCACCUGGAACGAUAGCACCUCAAGUCUAAAGGCCGUCUUCCUCAGCGGCCCCAUCAUUCGGUUCCUAGCCUCAGAACAGCUUAUCACUGACACCCUGGCAUCGAACAUCAUCAUUGCCGUCCUCCAAGGACUUCAACUGCACGGACAGCAUGAAUCGAAUCAGGCCGCCCUCAACACCCUGGGUGUGACGGCGUACGAAAUCCUCCGGCCAAAGUUUCCCAAUAUCCUGGAGGUGUUGCAGCAGAUCCCGAACAUCAGCGCGGCGGACAUCCAGAAGCUGGACGAAAAAAUCUCGCUCUCCACAAGCACCAAGGGCAACAAAAUCGACAAAGCCAAAAAAGAUCUGUUCAAGAAAAUCACCUCGCACAUUGCCGGGCGUAGUGUCGGUCAGCAGGGCAAGAAGGAGGUUCGAAUUUUGAACCUCCCGCCGAUCGUACAGCCGAUCGCCGGGGGUCACAACUCGUACAACAAUCUGACCGAUGGUUCACAGGAAACCGGCCUGGCGCAUCUCUUCGUCACUCGGAGCUAGUGUCCGCGAAACUAA